GGGAGGGGGGGGGGGGCUAGCGCGCGCGGAGUUCACUCACCGCGUCACAGCGUCAAAGAUGGCCGCGCUCUGUGUGUAAACAGUCCGCCCCCCUGUCGGACGACAGCUCGGAGAUAUGAGGCUUCUGUCGAGGGCAGCGCAGUUCGCAGUGGGUCAGAGGGAGACGAGCCGCAGACACUUCUGGGGUUGGCUCAACGCGGUUUUCAACAAGGUGGACUACGAGAGGAUCAAGGCCGUCGGUCCGGACCGGGCCGCAGCAGAGUGGCUGCUGAGAUGCGGAGCCAAAGUGAGGUUCCAGGGUUUCGAUCGCUGGCACCACGACUACAACGGGCUGCCAGCUGGGGCUCUGGGCAGAUACAAGAUCCAGGCGAUUGAUGCUACCGACUCCUGCAUCAUGCACACGGGGUUUGACCACCUGGACGGUCUGACGCACGUGGAGGAAAUCAAGUUCAACAAGUGUAUCUACCUGGAAGACGCCUGCCUGGAGAGGCUGAGCACGGUGGAGAACCUGCAGGAGAGCUUGUACACGAUGGAGGUGGUGUCGUGCGGCGACGUGACCGAUAAGGGCGUCAUCGCCCUGCACAAACUCAAGAAGCUGGAGUAUCUGUUUCUCAGCGACCUGCCGGGAAUCAAGGACAAACAGACGACAGCUCUCAGGCUACAGACGGCACUCCCACGACUGGAUUUAGCGCUGGACCUGGACUGACGGCUCCUCAUCUUAUAAGAGCCUAAUACAAUUAUCAUGUAUAUGGACGCAUUUAAAAAGGGUUUCAAAGUAAAAGAUCCAAUCUUUGAAGGAGGAGAGACAGGAGAGUGCAGCAGAGCUUUGAUUGUCUGACAAGCAAAUCCUUAAGAUAAGUGUAUUUACAUGCAGAUGUAUUUACACUUUAGGUUUUUUUCCUAGAGUGUGUGUUGAGUAAGGUUUCUAAACUUGUAUGAUCGAGCGUUAAAGAAAGAGUCCAGCCAAAAGAAAGAAAAGGUCAAGCACUUUAUGUUGUUGACGCCAUAUUUAUUUUUUAGGAUAAUCUUUAUUAUACUCUCAGCAUUUCAAUGAAUUAAAAGUUACUCCAUAUGCGGGUCCACAGAGAGACACUGUUGAGGAUUUGAAGGAUUCAAGAGUCUUUGUAAAACCGUUUCUCUUCGGAUUAGUUUUGGCAUUUGUACAAUAUCUGAGGACAAGACGAGAUGGCUGAAAACAUCCUUAGCACCAGAGCUCCAGAGACGAUGAGUACAGUGUGGAAUUUGUCUUUGCUAAAUGCUGGUGAAGAGGAGAGUCAAGAGAAUGUUUACUUAACUGUAUUCACUCCUGAUAAUCAAUAAAUAUUCUCAGAAAGG
Molecule: messenger RNA, 1335 nt
Organism: Scophthalmus maximus (turbot)
Lineage: Eukaryota; Metazoa; Chordata; Actinopteri; Pleuronectiformes; Scophthalmidae
Gene: dmac2l
Product: distal membrane arm assembly component 2 like
Exons: 5
Coding region: 116-706 (196 amino acids)
Source: RefSeq, a predicted model, not a curated record